Sclerotinia trifoliorum is the source of this 1806-nucleotide messenger RNA. NCBI's taxonomy places the organism in Eukaryota, Fungi, Ascomycota, Leotiomycetes, Helotiales, Sclerotiniaceae. The record is from the annotation of a GenBank genome assembly.
AUCAAAACAUCAAACACCAUCUUGCUUCUAUCAAAACAACUGCUAGUGUCUUUUUUUAUAAUACGAAUAUCAUUAAAACCCCAUUAAUCACACCUCCCAAAACUUUAUCUGUAAGGCUCUUAAUCCUUCGCCAACCGACAAGACGACAGGCAAUAUCGCUAGUGCUGCACGAAAUUGAGAAACGGAAAAUCGGGCGUAGUAUUUGUAAUAACGUUUGGAAAUGAUAUAAAUUGAAUGAGGAGGAAUAUAUCGAGCUAUUACGUUUAAUUCGGUGUGACAGAUCUCUUCAAGGAUUUGUAGAAGAUAAACUUCGGUAUGGAUUACCAAAAACGAAUAUAAAUAUUUGACUAAUCAAUACAGAUACGACUACUUCCCAUCUACAAAACAACUUAUUCUCCGAAUGCCUACAAUAGUACACGGGUAUUUCAUAAAGAGGAUUGUAAAGGAGCUAGAAAAGCAACUCGAAUCCAUUGCUUCCAGAGGAAGUCGAUCUGCCGAAUUUGCCAAAGGAAUAACAUCAAAUCGCUCGACAACCCUCAAAUUAAAAGGCUAUGGUAGACAUGAUCCUGAUGAUCAAUUCGAACAUUUGCUAGCACAGUAUCCAGGUGUUGUAAUUGAUGUAUCAUUUUCACAAAAACGGAAAGAUUUAAACCGAUUAGCUGAAGCCUAUAUUCUUGGGUUCAAUGGUAAUAUUUGUAUUAUGAUUGGUAUCGAUCUAGAAUAUAGGGAAACUAAAAAGGUUACAUUGUCUAUGUGGCGGCCUCAAAUUAUAGCUAACGAAAAUGGUGAGAUGGAGCUCGUUGCUAUACAAACAAUAACAGAUGAAGUCAUCCGUUAUGGAAAUGGUACAUGGAAUGAAUCCCCGCAAGCAGGUUUACAUCUUCAACUGAAAGACUUUGCAAUACCAGCCCUAGUUUCAAAUUAUGAAUCUAUAAACGAAUCGAUGAAAAAUCCAUUAUUUAUAUCCGCUAAGUUUAUGUGCGAAUCUCUCGAGAUUGCUGGGGCAAAGAUAGCGAUGAUCGAGGCGAAGAGGGGAAUCGCCCAGCCUAAGGGGCUAUUUGUAAGAAAGCGAGUUCGAUCUCUUACACCGGAAAAGGAGCUUGAUGAAGAUCGCCGGAAAAAAAUUCGGAAAGAAGUACAAAAGGAAAAGGAGGGGAUGAUCCACAAUAUGAGCCUAGCUCUUCCUCUGAUACAGGAAACACCUUCAACUAAAAUCGGUGUAUUAGAAAUAAAGUACCCAAUAGCCGAAUAGUCAGGCCGUCCAAAACAACCCAAAGCGUUUUUAAUCCCAUCGUUCUUAUCGGCAUUAACAAACAGUGUCUUCCAUAUUUGGUUCCUCGCCCAUGACGUUACUCAAUAUCAUGGUACCGCAUCCAGCCUACAGAGGACGUCAAGGAACCACAUGCGACGCUCUUGAAGUAGCCGCUGAUACUGAUUGUGGGUUCCUCGAUGCCAAGCAACCGGCUCUUGCUUUAGGUGCUCUCGCUCAUAUCGGGUUCUCAUUAUGUAAGGCUAGAGGCAACAUGGGCGAUACAUAUCAUAUUAUCACGGAAUUGCCAUGCUCUAUGCAAUUUUCUACCGAAGAGUUGAGGGAGUUGGUGUGUGGAGGGAAUGUGAGAUAGUAAGAAAAUCAUCACAAGACAAUGGGUUAGAAGGAAGCAUAGUUGAUGCGGGUUUUGGAGCCAUCCGGGUUCAUCAGAGAGCGGUUCUCUUCUGCUGUCCUAACUCGUGAUUUGCAGAAUCAAGCGAUGGUAUUUAAGGAGAAAAGGCUAUGCCAUCCAGAGACUUGAUUUAUUCACUGCCUCG